AAACGUUUAUUGUUAUUAGCUUCGAUAGCUUCGAGCACCAACGUCUGAGAGUCACGCAGCCUGAACCAAAUCACGACUGAGGCCACGAAAGAUUAAAACUCAAACAGAAAUAGUCCCACCCCCCCGUCCGAAACGUGAAUAGUGGUACAGUCCAGAGAGGGCGCGAGCCUCCAAACUGUUUAUAAGUCAGCGUGAAGAAGCGAGCGCGAGACUCAAAGCAGGAUGGAGGAGAACGUUGAGGAGGUGAGGGUGCUGGAGGCUGAGAUCGAGCAUCUCCAGGCUGAAGUUGCAGCAUUGCAGAGCCAACAGCAGGAAAACCAAAAGAACAUGACGUUCCAACUCAGAGGAAAAAUGCAGGAUGCCAUGUCGUACAUGUGUGGACGCAGACAAGGUGGAGGGAAGGAAAAGAUGCUGUCCAUGCUGAAGGAGGAGGUGGAGGAGAUGGAGGAGGAUCUGAAGCGGCAGACACAGAUGAAUGGCAUCAGUCUGACCAGCUGCACCACAAAGAUUCUACAAAGCAGUGGCAGUAAGCUGGUCCGGCAGCUCUGUGUCUCCGGUCACUGCUCUGAUCUGGUCUUUCAGGUGGAGUUCCAGCUCUCUGAGGUCAAGGACGGUCAAGCAUGUGAGAAGUCGAUCAGUGAUCUGAAUGUAGUAAUAGACUCCAGUGACCUGCAGGACUUCAGCAAUUUCCUGUCCGGGGUGGAGGAAAGCAACGAUCUUCUGCUGCUCUUCAGGACUCUCCGAGCUUUCUCAGACAGAUGUGACGACCGGUGCAGAACCUUCCAGCACUUCCAGGAGAAGUAUCCAUCUGUUGUCUCUCUUCCUGGAGGCUGCAGGUCAGAAGUGAUGACCCUGAACCAUCCUGAGCUUCCUGGCUGCGUCCUGUUCGUUCAUUGGUCGGUCGAAGUUUCCAGAGAGGGCGAAGUCACUCCGAAGAUCGACCUGGUGACAAAGAUCCCUGAGCAAGCUCUGCAGUUGUUCCCGUCUCAGCCUGUAGGCGGCGCCGUGGAGGCCUUUCAGAGCCUGCUGAGGAUUCUGGGAGCUGAGGCUGCUCUGGAGUCGGUCAUCAGGGCGGUCAGCCUGUCACAGGACUCAUAACUGCAGGUCACCAUAGAAACACAUUCAUGGUUUAUUGAUGGACUCAAACAAACACACACAGCGGCGGUUUAGUCUCUUAGAAAUCUUUAUUCAAUAGAAAGAGCACGACUGUGACGGCUGUGACAGCAGAGCUCAGUCAAAAUCUACAAAAAUAAAUAAUUUAAAUACAAAAUGCCAGACAGCAGUGUCGCCUUUGUAUUCUCAAAUAGUUUUCUUCUCUCAGCUAUGUACACACACGCAGUUAUUAGAAGUCUGUAGGUAUCACAGUGCUGUGAUGUUUCUGUAGGCCGACGCUCAGGCAGCGGGCGGAGGCAGACGACCAAUCAGACGACAGCUCACCUGUCGGAGCUUCGUCUCUCUGACGACGGAGAAAAGUUUCUCACCUUUAAAUAUCUGAACAACAGUAACCGACAGCCGCCUUGAAGAGAUUUCCAGGAUCCUUGAAGGUUCUUUAUGUAAAAUAACAAAUAUGGUUUUUAUAAACGUGGAAAGACGCUGGCUGGAGUCAACAACUAACUCAGUCUACUGAUGAAGUCCAUGAUGGACGCUUCACAACGAAGCAGUAAGUGAACCUUGAGUUGAGUCAACUAAAAAAUAAGAACUUUACAUAUUUGUCUGUAUUUAAACUAUUUCAUAUUUACAUUCAUCAUAACUCGUUUGUUUUUCUUUGGUCUUUGUCUGAGAUGACAGUUAUCAGACUAACAGAUGGACACCAAACACUAAUUUAAUGUUUUUAACCGUGAUACGACCAGCGCUGCCUUCAUACAGCCGUCUUUAUCUCUGUGACUUAAUGACGCACAAACUGUGGCUGUUUUCUCGUGACCACACUGACAAGAUUUAUGAAAUCUGAGUCGUUGCGGUUGCGUGUUGUUGUUUUUAAAACGUCAGAGAGACGUCAACUCUUCAACAGAGAGCUAUCCGACUCCCAUGAGCCUCCGCUCUCCCGCCGUGCUGCCUGCCGCGUCUUCAGUUCAACAGUUAGAACGAUCAGUGGUUGGUUCAGUUCAGCUGCCGUCCACUCUCCAGCCUUUAAAGGGUCAAACUGUGUGCAGUUAUGAGAGUCGGUGUUCUGAUUCAAAGAGUUAAAUCUGUCUGUUUUGUUUUGUUUUAGUGUUUGGAUUUAACAGAACUGCUCCUGAUAGACGAGGCAGCAGCUGACGGGUUUCCAGAAAACACUCAGAGUUUGAGUUUCAGUCGUGUAGUGUGAGUUGACUUUAGACGUUGGAGGGGUGGAGAGUGGACGCUGUAAACAGAGGAACUGAAGUCAAGUGUUACCAGUUUUAUCUGAAGCCUCCGUGAGCGCUGCUGGUUUGAGAGGACGAUGAUCCGAGCACAAACAUCGUCUGCUGAUCGUAACAAAGAAAGUCUCACCGUCCUCAAACAUCCCAGCGCUCUUGAACACAUCUUUUUUUUUUUUUUCCUUUCAAACA
Larimichthys crocea (large yellow croaker) is the source of this 2528-nucleotide messenger RNA. RefSeq names its product centromere protein P (gene cenpp). Bases 223 to 1098 code for a protein of 291 amino acids. The transcript is spliced from 10 exons. Gene Ontology annotation, biological process: CENP-A containing chromatin assembly. The record is from RefSeq and is a predicted model, not a curated record. Lineage: Eukaryota; Metazoa; Chordata; Actinopteri; Sciaenidae. Gene Ontology annotation, cellular component: nucleus; chromosome, centromeric region.